UGUGACGUGGGCUCUCCUCUUUGUGGAUUCAUUUGUCAUCGAGACAGGGGAAGUCCAGAUACAAUCGUUAUUUGUAACCCAGCCACGGGACAGUCUGUAACCUUACCCAAAGUGAAACUGAAGGGUAUCAAUACUGAUACGAGACCUUUUUUAGGGUAUGAUCCGAUCGGCAAACAGUUAAAAGUGUUGUGCAUCAAGUUCGAUAUGAUCCAGAAUCCGUGUUAUGAGCAUCAAGUUUUGACUUUGGAGGAUAAUGGAAAACGUUUGUGGAGAUCAGUCCAAUGCAAACCCCAUCAUCCUAAAUCUGAUGGAAUAUGUAUAGAUGGUACUUUGUAUUAUGCAGCUGGGUUCAGCCCGCGGACAAGGGUUCCCAUAAUAGUGUGCUUUGAUGUUAGGUCCGAGAAGUUUAGCUUUAUCCACAUAGAUGAAUCCAUGUUGAUAACUCGUUGUACUUUGAUCAACUACACCGGGCCUGACUACAAUGGUAAAUUAGGUGCACUUCAGUUUACUUCUUACUUACGAGAACGUCUUGGGUUUUGGGUUCUACAAUAUGCUGAAAAACAUAUAUGGUCGAGAGAUAUCUACAUGUUGCCUCCUUUGCCGAAAAACAAAUUUGAGAGAACCGAGUUAGCCAUUGUUAGAAUAACUGUUGGAGGUGAAGUUGUGUUGGCACCGUACUGUCUGGUAGAUGAAUUUUUCCUUUAUUACUUCAACCUUGAAUGCAAGAGUCUCAAACAAGUUCAUAUACAAGGUUUUGAGACGUUUAAGCAUACGAGAGUUUACACCUCUCUAGACUAUGCUGAGAAUUUGAAACUUAUGUAA
Messenger RNA from Camelina sativa (false flax), 822 nucleotides. RefSeq names its product F-box protein At1g53790-like. Lineage: Eukaryota; Viridiplantae; Streptophyta; Magnoliopsida; Brassicales; Brassicaceae. The record is from RefSeq and is a predicted model, not a curated record.